UUGUUAUUAGCAUCGACAGCUUUGUGCAGAAAUGAAUAAUGACAAUCCAAAUAUUAUAUUUAAUCCACUUAUAAGCUCCAUACAAAAAGUGGUACUCUAUGAAACGCGGUCGCGCUUGUACUUGGUGGGCAGCAACAACCGCGAAACCCGAUUUCGCUUGCUCACCAUCGAUCGGUUGGCGCUUAACCGCUUGAGUAUUGAGGAGAAUGCAAACGAGUUCAACAACUUGGAGAUACGCAGAUUCGUGUCCUCUUUAACAGGGUCACCCAAAGUAACCUCCGCUUAUGGAGUAUUGGGCUUUGUUCGAUUCGUCGAGGGCUACUACUUAAUACUAGUGACCAAGCGAAAAUGUUGUGCCCACAUUGGCAUGCACUUGGUGUACACCAUCAAGGAUACGGUGAUGGUUCGCGUAAACGAGGUGACCUCACAGCGGCCUCCACAUCCGCAUGAGGAACGCUACAAACGCAUAUUUCAGAAUAUUGAUCUACGCAGCAACUUUUACUUCUCUUACUCGUACGACUUGACCCGCACGUUGCAAUACAAUGAAUCGGCUCCACGUUAUGUUGGUAGCAAGCUAAAUCUGGAACGGGACGAACCUUUGCCCGAUUGGAAUACGCUGACGAAUAAUGUGGCUCAGGUACACGAACGGGUUGACUACGCCUUUCGCAGCGUUUCACGCAAGCGUUUCGUGUGGAACGCCUACCUGCUGCAGCCGAUGGAGGGCAUUAUGCAUAAAGAUUGGCUCUUGGAGGUCACACACGGCUACGUUAGCCAAUCCUGCAUUAGCAUCUUUGGCAGGCAUGUGAAUGUUUGUCUCAUAGCACGACGCAGCUCCCGCUUUGCUGGCACACGAUUUCUGAAGCGCGGUGCCAACUUUAAGGGCGACGUUGCUAAUGAAGUCGAAACGGAGCAGAUUGUCAGUGAUGGACAACGCCUGUGCGCUUUCACUCAAAUGCGCGGAUCGAUACCAUCCCAUUGGUCGCAGGACAUCAGCAAAAUGGUGCCAAAGCCGCCCAUACAGCUGGACAUCUGUGAUCCGUAUGCCCAAACGCCGUCACGUCAUUUUGAGCGCCUGCUCUUCCACUACGGCUCUCCACUUAUCAUGCUGAAUUUAGUAAAGAAACGUGAGCGGCGCAAGCACGAGUCCAUUAUUUCCAAGGAGCUGCAGAACAGCAUAAAAUAUCUCAAUCAAUUCCUGCCGCCUCAGCAUCGCAUGAAGCACAUACAUUUUGAUAUGGCACGGCAGAGCCGUCUCAGCGGCGGCAACGUCAUGGAACAGUUGGCCGUGCAUGCGGCAAAUAUUAUCCAGAUGACGGGCAUGUUUUAUAAGGCGCAUCGGGGCAGCGAGCUCAGCUUCCAGACGGGCAUCGUUCGAACCAAUUGUGUUGAUUGCCUGGAUCGUACCAACUCGGCCCAGUUCGCCAUUGGAAAGUGCGCUCUAGGCAAUCAAUUAGAGCGUUUGGGGUUUGUGAAGUCAGCCAAGCUGGAGUUUGACUCGGAUUGCGUGACCAUGCUAGAGCAUCUGUAUGAGGAGCACGGUGAUACCUUGGCUCUGCAGUAUGGCGGCUCACAGCUAGUGCAUCGCAUCAAGACCUAUCGCAAGACGGCCGCUUGGGCGUCGCAGGGCAACGAUGUAAUGCAGACUCUGAGUCGUUAUUACAGCAAUACAUUCAGCGACACGGAGAAGCAGCAGAGCAUUAACUUGUUUCUGGGACUCUACAAGCCAAAAUGUAAGAUAAUAAAUCAGCCGAUAUGGGAGCUUCAAACGGAUUACGAUAUGCACAAUGCCUUUGUGCCGAGCACAUCGAACGCUUCAAUUACGGAUUGGGUACGGCAUAAGGUGCGCGAGUGCUUGCCCUUCCCCUGCGCAGACAAAAACAAGCUGGUCAAGGAGCUGUUUCGAGUGCACAGCAAUGGGUUGGAGAUGAUUGAUGCCUACUCCAAUUACCACCAGUCAUUCAAGUGGACAGAUCUUAGCGAGCACAUCGAAUUCGAGAUCAGCCAACUUGCCGCGCGAUAUAUGCCCUCAAGCCGCACCAACUAUAGUCCGUUUCAGCGUCAGAUACAGCCGUCGCGUAAGGCCCGACAGAAUCCAUCGAUGACUGGCCAAAGUUCGACAGGUUCCAUGAAUAGUAACUCCUCCAGCUCUAAUGAGGGCGAGGACAGCUCCAGCGAUGAGGAUCUCAGUGCCAGCUUUGCCGAAAAGGAGUCCAAGCAAACGGAAACAGCUGAGCCGACACCAUUCACACUAGCCUCAAUGCUGCCUUCCAUGGAGCAGGUGUAUGGCUGCACCAUCAGUCCGCCACCCAAACAGAGCAUGGCCAUCUACAAAAAGUACGUGCAAAUGGGCAAACUGUCUAGCGGUGGCGCACAGCCAACCCAAACGGCAGUUGCUCAACGGGAACAGGAGCAUGCCAAGAUGAUGCGAGGCAUCACACUUCGUCCGCUAAGUAACUACGGCACCGAUUCCUAUCUCAGUGUACAACCGCCAACCGUGCCCGCCGAGAGUCAACUCAUUUAUGCCGAAUACUGCAAGACGCCGCGGAACUUCAAUGCGGUGCCCAAGUUUGAAGAGUCUGAUUUGUGGAAUCGUUAUGUACAGCAGCUUUAAGAGUGCU
Molecule: messenger RNA, 2618 nt
Organism: Drosophila navojoa
Lineage: Eukaryota; Metazoa; Arthropoda; Insecta; Diptera; Drosophilidae
Gene: FIG4
Product: polyphosphoinositide phosphatase FIG4
Biological process (GO): phosphatidylinositol dephosphorylation
Cellular component (GO): intracellular membrane-bounded organelle
Molecular function (GO): phosphatidylinositol-3,5-bisphosphate 5-phosphatase activity
Source: RefSeq, a predicted model, not a curated record